ACCGCAUUAGCAAAUGCAUCCAUCAAUGGAGAACAGCAGCAAUGGCAACACUUGCCAUAAGAAGCAUCAUCCAUUCACUAAUCUUACUCGUUCGCCUCCCUUGCUACAAAGCAAAAGCAGACCAGCUCCAGCGGAUGCACAUAUGCAAGCACCAAAUUCUCGGCCCGCAUUGCUGAAUCCCUCAAAAUCAAGGUCUCGUAAAGUCGAGGAGAGUACUCCGACGUCAAGAAUCGAUCGAAAGAAAUUACCUCCAGAGAGUAGAGAUGAUGCUAACAAGCUUCUACUACGCAGGCAAAGUAAGAUGGACGUGCCUAGACGAUCGAGGUCCGCCGGUACUUCUCCUUCUGCUUGGGCUUUAUCACCGGGUCGAUCAUUGCAUCCCCCGUCACCGGCACCUCGGCGGCCACUUGAUUUAGUGUCAAAAUCGAAGAGGGACUCUUGCAGCGAUAAGGGUAGCAGUGGUGUAGUAAGUGGGGUCUUGAAGUACUUGGGCAAGAAGAUCAAGAAAGCGUCCCGCCUACAAGAAGAAGAACAUCAUCGGUUUCGCAUUAUACAUAAUGCACUAUUGCAGUGGAGGUUUGCCAAUGCAAGAGCUCAGGUUUCAACGACUGCGGUCAAGGGAGCUGCACAGAAGAAGCUUUUCAACUUCUGGCUAAAAGGGUCUAUAAUGAAAAACGCCAUAGCUGGAAAAAGAAUUCAGCUGCAAAGGCUCAACCAGCAGAUCAAAUUAUAUCAUAUACUCCGUUCAGAAUUCUGUUUGCUAAAAGAAUGGGCGAGAUUGGAGAUCAAGAACCGUGAAGCUGCGGAAGGAUUGGCGACGAAAUUGUCAGCAAUAUCACGCUGUCUCCCUUUGGACCAAGGUGCAAAGGCAGAUGUAACGUCAUUGCUUGAUUGGAUGAUCAUGGCGACGAGAGUUAUAGAAAACAUAGGAGCAAAGAUCACAAAUAUUCAAGCGCAGGUUGAGCGACUAUGUUACAUGUUAACUGAGCUUUCAGUCAUAGUGAACGAAGAGAAGGAUUGCGCUAUUAUGCUCGAAAAGAAUUUGGCCACGGUUGCAUCAUUGGCGGCACAAGAGACAAGUUUAAGGUUGCAUUCCAUACAGCUUGAUGAAGAGUCUAGAAGAGUCAAUUCAGCAAUUCUCACCCCUUAG
Coffea eugenioides is the source of this 1150-nucleotide messenger RNA. Its product is annotated as QWRF motif-containing protein 7. Gene Ontology annotation, cellular component: centrosome; nuclear microtubule; cytoplasm. Bases 14 to 1150 code for a protein of 378 amino acids. Gene Ontology annotation, biological process: spindle assembly; centrosome cycle. The record is from RefSeq and is a predicted model, not a curated record. Gene Ontology annotation, molecular function: microtubule binding. Lineage: Eukaryota; Viridiplantae; Streptophyta; Magnoliopsida; Gentianales; Rubiaceae. The transcript has 4 exons.